CUGCCAUGUUUGAUGGUUCUAUUGGAGGGCGUGCUUAGUCUCUUGUUAUAACAGUGAAAAGUUUAAAAAAAUGUGUCAAAUCUUUCGAUGUUGCAAGUGACUGAGGGGGAUUUAUCAUCUUUACAUUCAACAUGUUCAUCUGUGAUGUAUUCGAUGGAAAUCCACGAGCUAGAUUGGAUCCUGACAAAAGUGGGAACAACUUACUGAUGAACCUCCACAUUAGUAAGAAUAUAGGGUUUGAUUUCCUAGUUUUUUAAGGGACAUUAGCCAAUAUCGACUCAAAUUUUAAGACAAAGUGUGUGAUACGUUAAUUAGGAAUCUGUGAAUUUGAAGAUGUAAUGGUUUGCACAUGCUGGAAGCGCCAGUUUGUUGUUAUUUUGCUUUCGUGCUUUUGACCUGUAUGGAAGAGUCCAUUUUGUGCCAGCCUAUAUCUGAAGGGGAGUGCGCUUUGUUAACAAACUGUUAAUGUUGAAGACUUUAAAUCUGUUAGAUUGGAUUUUAUUUAUUUUUGUUUUGAACUAGUGAACAUCGAAAAUCAAGGUUAUUUAUUUUUUAAAUCCUGGACUAUGCAAUGUGUUUCUAUGAGGACAACAUAACCUCUUGCAUUGUGUGUUUGUUUUGAUUUGUAUAUACAUUCCUUUUAUUUUCUUAUUUUUGUUUUUAAUUUAUUUUAAUAAACCAAGGUUGAAGUGAUCGAACUGUGUAACAUCUUAACAUUAUUGUGGUGGAAUAUUACUUGAAAAUCAAGGAAUAAAUCAGCUGCUGCAAAAUUAAUUGACUCUGAACAAGUGACUGUGUUAUGUGGAUAGAGUGAAACUCUUCCUGUUAUAUUAAAUAAUAUUAAUACUGGAGGGAACGGGAUUAGUAGUUGGUGGGGCGGAUGGUUCGAUGGUUCUGUUGAACGUGGACCUUGUGCCGGCGGCUAUGGAUUCUACCGUUGCUGCCGUGCACUCAAAGAGGGCCGACGUUUGGCACAAGCAUGAACAUCUCAUGCUCAUGGAGAAGCAGAAACCUAAAUGUGAGUAUUCGUGCCGAAUCGAAGAUGUUUCCCAUCAUUUCAAUAAAUGUGGAGGAGAGAUGGGCCCCCUGUACGGGAGGUUCGUGGGGCAGGACCACCAAGUGGAGGGCUCGGAGGAGAUGGAAGCCAUGCAAGCGAGGAUACCCACCCACUUCAGGGACCCUUCGACGGCACCGCUCCGCAAGCUCUCUGUCGAUCUCAUCAAGACCUACAAGCACAUAAAUGAGGUCUAUUAUGCCAAAAAGAAAAGACGAGCCCAGGGCACACAAGGUGAAGAUAGUUCUCACAAAAAAGAGCGGAAACUAUACAACGAUGGUUUCGAUGAUGAAAAUCAUGAUUAUAUCAUCAAGAACGGUGAAAAGUUUUUAGAUAGAUAUGAAAUUGAUUCAUUAAUUGGAAAGGGGUCCUUUGGUCAGGUUGUGAAAGCAUUUGACCAUGAAGAAUUAUGCCAUGUCGCAAUCAAGAUAAUUAAAAAUAAGAAGCCUUUUCUCAACCAGGCUCAAAUUGAAGUUAUGUUGUUAGACAUGAUGAAUAAGGCGGAUGCAGAUAACAAGUAUUAUAUAGUGAGAUUAAAAAGGAACUUCAUGUGGAGGAACCAUCUGUGCCUUGUGUUUGAGCUGUUGUCCUAUAAUCUUUUUGACCUUCUACGAAACACAAAUUUCCGUGGAGUAUCCCUCAACCUUACCCGGAAAUUUGCUCAACAACUAUGCACAGCCUUACUGUUUCUUUCGACCCCAGAGUUGAAUAUUAUCCAUUGUGAUCUCAAGCCAGAAAACAUCCUCCUUUGUAAUCCGAAAAGGUCUGCCAUUAAAAUUGUCGAUUUUGGAUCCUCGUGUCAACUUGGUCAAAGGAUUUAUCAGUAUAUUCAGUCUAGGUUCUACAGAAGCCCUGAAGUUUUGUUGGGCAUACCUUAUGAUCUUGCGAUUGAUAUGUGGAGUCUUGGUUGUAUUCUUGUUGAAAUGCACACUGGAGAACCUCUUUUUUCUGGCUCAAAUGAGGUUGAUCAAAUGAACAAAAUCGUAGAAGUUCUUGGUAUGCCUCCAAAACAUAUCCUUGAUCAAGCACAUAAAACGAGGAAAUAUUUCGAAAAGAGCCCAACUGGCGAUGGUUAUGUGUUAAGGAAAACAAAGGAUGGGAAAAAAUAUCGGGCUCCGGGAACAAGGCGUUUACAUGACAUUCUAGGUGUUGAAAGUGGUGGGCCUGGCGGUAGGAGGUUAGGUGAACCUGGCCACUCAGUUUCCGAUUACCUUAAGUUCAAGGAUCUGAUCUACCGAAUGCUCGAUUACGAUCCCAAAACUCGUGUUACACCUUAUUAUGCUCUUCAACAUAAUUUCUUUAAACGUACUGCUGACGAGGGUACAAACACAUCUGGUUCGAGCGGAUCUAGCCCAGCAAUUCAGCCAACAGCUGUUGAGCCAGGACCCUCUUCUCAGCCAGGAGGGCCAGCGGGAGGUGGCGGACGGAACGGUGCUGGGGAAAGCCAGCAGAUGGAGGUGGAAGGCUACCCCUCUGCAAGUAGCGGCGGUGGCGGGCGAAGAUAUGGUGGAAGAUACUUCAGUGGGCCGCGUGGCGAUCCAGACUCUAUCUGCCCAUCAAUGCAGCAGUCUCCGCUUGCCUCACACUGAACCUCUCUGACACCCUACAUAACCAGUCUGUGUUCAUAGAGCUAAAAGGUGUACACCUUCUUUUUUAAAAACUAUAUAAUUAUAUCUACAAACCAUAUAUACAUAUAUAUUUAUAAAUAUAUUUGUAUAUAUGUAUGUACAUAUAUAUAUAACUAUAUAAAUAUAAAAUUAAGUUAAUAUAUAAAGUAAUUAAGAAAAUAACUUUAAUAUAGUGUUAUUAAGAAAACAAAAGUACUCUUAAUUAUGAAUAAAGAGACUUCUUUGAAGAACACUAUUAAAAGUGCAGAUAAGCGAUUGAAGUUUUCCCAAAUAGUUUAAUUAUUAUGGUGAGAAAUUAAAAAAAAAAAAAAAGAAAGAAAAAUGUAGAUUGUUAAGUAGUACAAUACUAUUAUUUUAUAUAUAUAUAUAUGUAAAUAUGUAUAUUUAUAUAUGUAUGAAUAACUUAUAUACAUACAUAUAUUUAUAUAUAUAUUGAUGAUAACGAGUGUGUAAGCGUGUUUGCAAUCCCAUACCCUUCCUGAUGGGCCAAAUAAAUUCUCUUGAGGGAAAGGAACAAGCACAGUUUUUGUUUUAUUUUUGUUCUAUUUUUUGUUUUUGUUAAUGAAAAGAAAUUAUAUUAAAGAAUAUAACAUUAAUUGACUAUUGUAAGCUUCUGUAUUUUCCGACAGGAAGUUGAAGUUUCGAUUGAUUUUUAUAUUAGUUCAUUUUGUCAACGAAUCUUUAACUUCUCUAAAUAUAAAUAAUUAUUAUAUAUUUAAUGGAUUCACGUCGGACAGUAACAGAAUCAUUACAAUGCUUUUAAAAAGUAUAUUAUAAUAAUGUAAAUUUAAAUGUAAUGACUUUAAGAAAAUAGUGGAAAAUAAAAAAAAAUAAUAAAAAAAAUUUAAGAGAUGAUUUCUUCAAAAGAAUGAUUCCACAAUUUUUGAGAAAAAAAAAACUUGAAAAAAAAGCUUGCAAAUCAAUCAGUCAGUGCGUUGAAACAAGACUGAGUUUUAUGUUGUUUUCAUUUCUUUUUUUUCUUUUUUUUUGAGAUCAUAGUAGAAUUUGUUAGCCUUUUAUUUUAUUUUUAUUUUACUUCUCUGUACAGUAUGUUGAAAGUUAGUUUCAUAUUUUUCAUAGCUCAAACUGAUCAUGAACUCUUCUUCUGUUAUUAAUUUCAUGUGAGGUGAUUAAAUUCCUGAACUCAGUCUUUUGAAAUAUUUUAUUUAUCAUUAUUUUUAUUUUAACAUGUAUAAACAAUGGGGACCAGACCUGGCCUAACUAGCAACAAUUGUUCUCCCUUGUCCUUCUCUCUCUAUAUAUAUAUGUAUGUAUUUUCCCCUCUUCCUAUUAUCUAUCCUCUCUCUCCCCCCUCCCUCACAUUUCACUCGCUAGUCGUUAAAUAAUUGAAGAAUCACAUGUCAGUAUAACGGCAGGCGUUUGACUCACACAUUGUCAUCAAUACAUCACUUUUGAUUACUAUUAUGAAUUUUUUAAGUUAAUUAUAUUUAUCUGAAAUGAUUUUAUUUCCUUAACUCUUGACCUUUGAUAAUAGGAAUAAUUAUGAUAAUAAUAAUGGAGAAGAGCUCUCAGGGCAUUGUACUUACCUCAAAUUUGUUAACACAUGUAAUAAUAUAAAAGAUUAUGUAACUAGAUUGUUUUAACACCAUGCUGCCACUAGUGAUAGUAACAAUAUUUAUAGUUAUUGCAUUAAGAUAAGUGAUGAUGAAGCCUAACCACAGACGAAUCCAUAAAAAAAAAAGGCACUUAGUUAUUUGUGAUGUGUUUCUUCUUUUAUUUGACUUGCCAAACAUGUAAAACUUAGUUUUUCUUAGAUUUAUAUGAGGUUAUGAUUAUUAAUAAAAAAAAAAUUAUAUAAAUUUAGAGUUAAUAAAAAUAAGAAAAAAAAGAGAGGAAGUAAUAAAAAUGGAAAAUUAAAUAAACUAUUUGGUAUGUAUAAAUGAAUAAAAGCAUUAUAUAUAUGUCUCUAGGACUGUAGUUAAUAAGAAUUCUUAUUUGUACUGGUCGUAUAUGGAAACCACAUUGUAUACAUAUUAUAUACUAUAUAAUAUGACUAUUAUUAUUAUUAUGAUUAUUGUUAUUAUUAUACAAAGAUGACUUAAUGCACCCUCAGUCGCUACUCCUUUGUAAAUGAAUUGUAUCUAUAGAUUAUCUUGUUAUUAUGAAUUUGCUAUUAUAAAAAAAGAAAUGGUGAUCGUGAGGUUGGGUGUAUGUCCUUUUUAAUAUAAUUUUUAUUUUGUUUAGAAUUUUAAAGUGUCUAAAUUUGUAUAAGUAUGUAUGUAUAUAUAUACAUAUACGUCUAUAUGUAUGUAUGUAUGUAUAGUCGCAAGGGGGAACAUUACAAUAUGAUUAAAAAAUUAAUAAUCCCAGGUGGUUAUGUAUAACCAUCAAACAUAUGGGUAGUAUACUCAUUUAUAUAAAUAUAAACAUAGGUGAAAUACAAUUAUAGAUAAAUAAUUAUACCCUUUUAUAGAAAAGCAAUUUAAUGACAGAUUUAAUUUUAUUAUAUAAUUUUCAGUUUAAAUCCUUCUUCUUAGUAAUGGUUACCAGGCCAGAUCAUAAGUGGUUAUGUCAAUAACUUCACAUAGCUACCAUAUUUAUUCACAGUAACGACCAUCUCCUAAUUUACACAAACGUAGAAGUGCACUUUGCACCUCAUAUGUGUAAAGUAACAGGUGGUAGAUAUUUGCAUAUAUAAAUAUAUAUAUAUAUAUAUAUAUAU
Nezara viridula (southern green stink bug) is the source of this 5365-nucleotide messenger RNA. NCBI's taxonomy places the organism in Eukaryota, Metazoa, Arthropoda, Insecta, Hemiptera, Pentatomidae. The record is from the annotation of a GenBank genome assembly.